Messenger RNA from Eublepharis macularius, 1915 nucleotides. RefSeq names its product cGMP-dependent protein kinase 1. Bases 135 to 1370 code for a protein of 411 amino acids. Gene Ontology annotation, molecular function: ATP binding; cGMP-dependent protein kinase activity. Gene Ontology annotation, biological process: protein phosphorylation. The record is from RefSeq and is a predicted model, not a curated record. The transcript is spliced from 12 exons. NCBI's taxonomy places the organism in Eukaryota, Metazoa, Chordata, Lepidosauria, Squamata, Eublepharidae.
UUCCCCGAGCAGCUGUGACCUUUUUCAAGCCUAGAGGUUUUAAUUUGGAAGGUCUGUAAAAUUCCAGAGCUAGUAGACUGCAAGAUAGGUCUGCUGGGCAGAAGAAAGCAGCAGCUUUUUAGAGGAAAUGGUAGAUGCAAAUUAUGGGCUAUUCAGACAGUGAAAGCGACUCUUCUGAAAGACAGCGCUACUUAUCCGGAAGCAGCGAUGAAGAUUAUGGACUUGAAGCUGGAAAAAACUCAGAGGAAGAUGUCAGGACAGCCAAUGUUAUUGCUGCUGAAGCUGUAACAUGUCUUGUCAUCGACAGAGACUCAUUCAAACAUUUGAUUGGGGGCUUGGAUGAUGUUUCCAAUAAAGCAUAUGAGGAUGCCGAAGCAAAAGCAAAAUAUGAAGCCGAAGCUGCCUUCUUCGCCAACCUGAAACUGUCUGACUUCAACAUCAUUGACACCCUUGGAGUUGGAGGUUUUGGAAGAGUUGAGCUGGUCCAGUUGAAAAGUGAUGAAUCAAAAACGUUUGCAAUGAAGAUACUAAAGAAACGCCACAUAGUAGACACAAGACAACAGGAGCACAUACGCUCAGAGAAGCAGAUCAUGCAAGGGGCGCACUCAGAUUUUAUUGUGAGGCUGUACAGGACAUUCAAGGACAGCAAAUAUUUAUAUAUGUUGAUGGAAGCUUGUUUAGGAGGAGAGCUUUGGACAAUUCUCAGGGACAGAGGUUCAUUUGAAGAUUCUACAACCAGAUUUUAUACAGCAUGUGUGGUAGAAGCUUUUGCCUAUCUGCAUUCCAAAGGAAUCAUUUAUAGGGACCUCAAGCCAGAAAACCUCAUCCUAGAUCAUCGAGGUUAUGCCAAACUGGUCGAUUUUGGCUUUGCAAAAAAAAUAGGAUUUGGAAAGAAAACAUGGACUUUUUGUGGAACUCCAGAGUAUGUAGCCCCAGAGAUCAUCCUGAACAAAGGUCAUGACAUUUCAGCAGACUACUGGUCACUGGGAAUCUUAAUGUAUGAGCUCUUGACUGGCAGUCCACCUUUCUCAGGCCCAGAUCCCAUGAAAACCUAUAACAUCAUACUAAGGGGGAUUGACAUGAUUGAAUUUCCAAAGAAGAUUGCCAAAAAUGCUGCUAACCUAAUUAAAAAACUAUGCAGGGACAACCCAUCAGAAAGAUUAGGGAACUUGAAAAAUGGAGUCAAGGAUAUUCAAAAGCACAAGUGGUUUGAAGGCUUUAACUGGGAAGGUUUAAGAAAAGGUACAUUGACGCCUCCUAUAAUACCAAGUGUUUCAUCUCCCACAGAUACAAGCAAUUUUGAUAGUUUCCCUGAGGACAACGACGAACCACCACCUGACGACAACUCAGGAUGGGACAUAGACUUUUAAUGUAUCUCUCUUACCUGCUUCUGCCUUGCUGAAGACAGCUUCCUGAGACAUGGCUGCCAGCAGACCUGAAGGAAUUGGGAAGGAUUAGUGCUCGGGGUCACCAUGAUGCCUUGAUUGAUGCUGCUACAGUAACUACAGUGGCAUUAGGACUUAUUGCUUAGAUGACAAUAGUGCUCUUCACAUGUUUUCUGUUUGAACUUACCAUAGCAGUUGACAUGGUGGUCCUGAAGCAAAGCCUUUUUCACUGGUAAAUAAAUGUGUUUUCUAUCACUGUAAUGAAUUUGUUAUGCUUCAGUCAUAAUUUGAAAGUUGAGUAAGAUGCACAUAAUUCUAGCUGCAAGAUCGUUUUUCUUUAUGGUUGAAUUCUCAAUUAUGAAAUAUUAAGUACUGUAGUUUAUUCUACACUGUAAGAUCUACAGUAUAGAAUCUGGGGUCAUCCCAAACUGCAAAAUGAGUCUGUGAGGGUCUCUUCAAGGAGGCCCAUGUAUGGAGGACCACAAAGCAAUCAAGUUGAGAAGCUUAUGUCAAAGCAGUGCUAUGAGUUG